CCAUCGGAGCUAUUUCGGAAUGGUGGAGAUGGAAGCCAAAGUGGAUGCUAAUAAAAGGAAAAUCAGGCAGCCACUUUCGGUUCCAUUCCUAUGGGAGGAGAGGCCUGGAAUAGCAAAGAAAGAUUGGAAACCAGUGGCUUCUUCAGUUACUAGCACAUUACCACCUCCAACUCCAACUCCGAUCAAGCUUAUAGCUUCGGUACCCUUUAAUUGGGAGGAAAAGCCCGGUACACCGUUACACACCUUCUCCUGGGCUCCGGUGGAACCAAUGGCUUCGCCCCUAUCACCAAUGCUCACCACUCUGCCUCCAACUCCAACCAAGCUUAUAGCUUCAGUUCCCUUUAAUUGGGAGGAAAAGCCGGGGACACCCUUACCCGGCUUCUCCCAGCCUGCGGUGGAGCCGACGAUUGUGUCCCAAUCAGAAAUGUUCAUGAUUCUGCCUCCACCUCCGGUAUACUCUCCGGCUUAUUUUAAUGGCUGCAGCAACAAUGAUGACCUAGGUGACGGCAGAGAUGAGCAAGCAGUUUUUGAAAUGGAUAUGGAAGCAUUUGGUUUUGAAACUGAUGAUUCCUUUAGCUCAGCUCCAUCCACAGCGAUUUCCACUAUUGUUUCAAAGCAGAGAAAUCACCGGACGGAUAACGGCAGCGACCAUCUGGAAACGCUUUCCUCACCAGCUUCAGAAACUGAUAGUACAAGCAGCUAUGCAACUGGCGCUGCAAACCUUGCAGGGGCUUCUUUCUUGGAAUGCCUGUUUCCACUGCUUUCACCUCGUUCUGGUUUCCUGGAAACCGACAGGUACCCUGAACAGAAGUCUCGAGCUCGAAGGGAUUUUGAGCUAGAGAGUAAUAUAAGGAGGCCACCAACACUUGGAGAGCUGAUAAUGAUGAGCAGGAAGAGAAGUUAUCAAAGAAAGGCUGCUCAAAUAAGAGAGAAGAAUAUCUCGAUGGAAUUGCUGAAGGAAAGAGCUCCUGGAUGCUGCAUCUUUGGAACUGACAUCAUUGAAUGAUUGCAAUUGAAGAAGUUCCAACCAAGACUGAAAUUCUUCUAGAAGAGACCAAGAGGGCA
Messenger RNA from Hibiscus syriacus, 1065 nucleotides. RefSeq lists its product as uncharacterized. Bases 20 to 1006 code for a protein of 328 amino acids. The transcript has 2 exons. NCBI's taxonomy places the organism in Eukaryota, Viridiplantae, Streptophyta, Magnoliopsida, Malvales, Malvaceae. The record is from RefSeq and is a predicted model, not a curated record.